Chinchilla lanigera (long-tailed chinchilla) is the source of this 2086-nucleotide messenger RNA. It is a transcript of the gene Fbxo44, whose product is annotated as F-box protein 44. Lineage: Eukaryota; Metazoa; Chordata; Mammalia; Rodentia; Chinchillidae. Gene Ontology annotation, molecular function: protein binding; ubiquitin protein ligase activity. The record is from RefSeq and is a predicted model, not a curated record. Gene Ontology annotation, cellular component: cytoplasm; SCF ubiquitin ligase complex. Gene Ontology annotation, biological process: glycoprotein catabolic process; SCF-dependent proteasomal ubiquitin-dependent protein catabolic process.
GGGACCUCAUCGACCUGGUGACGCUCUGGAAGCGCAAGUGCCUGCGGGAGGGCUUCAUCCCCAAGGACUGGGACCAGCCUGUGGCCGACUGGAAGGUCUUCUACUUCCUGUGCAGCCUGCGCAGGAACCUCCUGCACAACCCCUGUGCUGAAGAGGGGUUUGAGUUCUGGAGCCUCGACGUGAACGGUGGCGAUGAGUGGAAAGUGGAGGACCUGUCCCGGGAGCAGAGGAAGGAGUUUCCCAAUGACCAGGUCAAGAAAUACUUCGUGACUUCUUAUUACACCUGCCUCAAGUCCCAGGUGGUGGACCUUAAGGCUGAAGGGUACUGGGAGGAGCUCAUGGACACCACGCGGCCGGACAUUGAAGUCAAGGACUGGUUUGCAGCCAGGCCGGACUGUGGGUCAAAGUACCAGCUGUGCGUCCAGCUGCUGUCUUCUGCACACGCCCCGCUGGGGACCUUCCAGCCAGACCCAGCGACAAUCCAGCAGAAGAGUGAUGCCAAGUGGCGAGAGGUCUCCCACACGUUCUCCAACUACCCGCCUGGCGUCCGCUACAUCUGGUUCCAGCACGGCGGCGUGGACACUCACUACUGGGCCGGCUGGUACGGCCCAAGGGUCACCAACAGCAGCAUCACCAUCGGGCCGGCGCUGCCCUGACGCCCCCUGGACCCCCAGCCACAGAACACGAGCGGGUAAACUGCUCUCAAAAAAGGGCUGGGCCAGGGCCGGGAAACGGCGUGCAAGCCAGGCGUGCCCAGACCUCGCCCCUAGCCGCCCCUUCCUCCGUGGCCGUGUAGCAGGGCAGCGCUUCACUGGUGCCGACCGGAAGGAUCACAUUGCAGGUCUGGGGGCCUCUAGAGAUGGAGCAUCGGAGGUUAGCAGAAUGCAGGGGUUUCCCAGGCUCUGAGAGAGGGGCUCCAAGCUCGGACACCAGCCCAGAUCUGUGCCUCUGCUUACACACACGCACACAGACUAUUUGCCCUGUGUUCUCUGGGAGCCCUUGAGCAGGGUCAGGUGAGGCAUCAGUGUGACCGCCUUUGACAGGGCAGAUGUUGGGAGGUGGGCCUGCAACCAGGACAGAUGUGGGAGGGAGAAGGAGGCUUCUCGGAUGGUCCCACCCUCCAUUCUGCCGCUCCUAAGUGCCCCCCGCUCCUGCCUGCCCAGAAGAGGCGGCCCUGGCCCAGAGCCUCAGGCCUGGUCUGCCACGGACAGGGCGGAGCAGGCAGUGGGCGGAGUCCAGAGGGGUGUGGCCUGUCCCAGAGCGGAUGCGCAGCAGGUGGGGGCGGUGCUCUCCGAGAGACCAGGGAGCCCUGCACAGGGCAUGCCAGGGAAUCUGGGCCCAGGACCAGCCCCCGACUCUGAGGGCUGGGACGUGGGAACCCAGGGUGAAGAGGGUGAGCAUUUUCCGGGGCCACCUGUCCACCUCCGUGCUCUGGCCAGACCCCGCCCCAGAAGCACCAUUCCAGAGCUUCCUAGCCACCACCAAACCCUACAGCAUGCAGUCAAAUAAAGGUGUUCCCAGCCCUGCUCUCCCUGUGGCACCGGCAGGGGCCGGGCCUGUUGGCUACAAGGUGUGGCUUCUGUCCCCAGAGAGAGGCUAAUAAUGUUCAGGGGCCAGAUCAUCCCAGAGCCUGGUCACAGUGAGCCCCCUCAGCCAGGUACAAACACCUUGCUCUCCCCCAGCCCUCACUACAUGUCCACCAGGACGCUGCUUCCCACGGUCACUCUCUGCCAAGAGCUUUACUGACCUUGGAUGCGGCUGAAGCAGUUGGAAUGGUCCCUUGCACACAGUAGGUGCUCAAUAAAUGCUCAAGUGUCAUGAUCUCAACCAUGGGCUAGAUUAGGGCCCAGUCAGGGUAGGCAGGGACCACCACCCACCAGCUGGAAAAAAAGCCAGUCUUGGUUUUUCUCCGGUACCGGGAACUGAACUCACGACCCUGCGCUUGCCAGGCAGGCGCUUUUGCCGCUGAGCUAAAUCCCCAGCCCCUAAAAAGCCAGUCUUCCAUGGAGAAGAUGCAGCCCUGAAUGUGACAGUGCUCAACCUGGACAACCCUUGCUGUUUGCCUGAACAUGAAGCUUUAAAAUUC